This is a messenger RNA of Salvelinus fontinalis (brook trout), 780 nucleotides long. RefSeq names its product NADH:ubiquinone oxidoreductase subunit AB1b (gene ndufab1b). Gene Ontology annotation, molecular function: acyl carrier activity; acyl binding. Lineage: Eukaryota; Metazoa; Chordata; Actinopteri; Salmoniformes; Salmonidae. Gene Ontology annotation, biological process: fatty acid biosynthetic process. Gene Ontology annotation, cellular component: mitochondrion. The transcript has 5 exons. The record is from RefSeq and is a predicted model, not a curated record. Bases 97 to 570 code for a protein of 157 amino acids.
UGACUUUGUGUCUGUGCUAUCUAGUGGAAACGCCCCUUGUCGUCCAAACGCGUGUCUUGCUUUGCACCCUGGGAUUGAUCCGUAUUUUCAUCAACCAUGGCGUCCCGUGUCCUAGCGCAGUGUGUCCGCCAGCUAACCCGGCCUUCUGCGAGGCUCUCGUCGGGUAACAUUGCAGUGAGAGCCGCAGCUGGCCCGGUCCUAUUCAACCCCCGACCGUUCUCCUUCAUUGCCAGCAGUCAACGGACCCGGUGGGUCGAACAAACGCGGAUCUCUAGCUCAGUGGGAGUGUUGUGUAGACAGUAUGGAGACCUGCCUCCCCUCACCGUUGAAAGCAUUAAAGAACGAGUCAUGUACGUCCUCAAGCUCUACGACAAGAUCAACCCAGAGAAGCUGGCGACGUCCUCCCACUUUCUGAAGGACUUGGGGUUAGACAGCUUGGACCAAGUAGAGAUUAUCAUGGCCAUGGAGGAUGAGUUUGGGUUUGAGAUCCCGGAUGUGGAGGCGGAGAAGCUGAUGUGUCCUCAGGAUAUCGUCCAGUACAUCGCUGACAAGAAGGACGUGUAUGAAUAAGGAGGAACCAGGAACUACACUCAGAAGUCCUGAUGAUGCUGUCCGACGGGCUGGGCUGGACAGGGUCUCCCCCCCCACCGCUUCUCUUCCUCCGUUCUCUCUGUGGCAUCAGAUGCCUUUUGUCUUGUGUUGUUCCACUGUAUUUAAUGAAAAUGUGUAUUUUCCUCCUGACUUUGGGAGGUGAGAAAUAAACAUGACUUUAUGGUUGGA